Ceratosolen solmsi marchali is the source of this 3306-nucleotide messenger RNA. RefSeq names its product histone deacetylase 6 (gene HDAC6). The transcript is spliced from 16 exons. The record is from RefSeq and is a predicted model, not a curated record. Gene Ontology annotation, biological process: epigenetic regulation of gene expression. Gene Ontology annotation, cellular component: histone deacetylase complex. Lineage: Eukaryota; Metazoa; Arthropoda; Insecta; Hymenoptera; Agaonidae. The coding region runs from base 182 to 3250 and encodes 1022 amino acids. Gene Ontology annotation, molecular function: zinc ion binding; histone deacetylase activity.
UUUCGAUAUCAUUUUAUAGGCAAAACCAUCCGCAGCUAUCUUGGCUGCUAAACGAGAAGCUCAACAGAAUACGGUAUUGGAGAAGAAAAUUGGUUCCACCGUUAUAAAAGAUAUUUAUCAAAAAUCUAUCGAUGCUAGAGAAGUAAUUCGUAAACAGACAGGUAUUACGUACGAUCACUCAAUGGCAGAGCACCAAUGUUCUUGGGAUAAUAAUUAUCCAGAGCGUCCAGAUAGAUAUACCAGAGUUUUUAAAAGGUGCGAAGAACUUGGAUUAAUUAAACGCUGCAAGUAUAUUGCAUCUCGAUUGGCCGAAUAUCAGGAACUACUUUUAAAACAUACUCCAGCACAUAUAGAAUUAUUAAAGUCUACCAAAGAUUGUGAAAAUAUUUCAAAAAUGGAAGAACUUUCGUCAGAGUAUGAUGCAAUUUUUUUUCAUCCUGCUACAUAUCGAAUAUCUUUACUAGCUGCAGGAUCGACAAUUAAUUUAGUUGAAAAUAUUUGUAAAGGUAAUAUUCAAAAUGGUAUGGCAAUAAUAAGGCCACCUGGUCAUCACGCAAUGAAAGCAGAAUAUUGUGGUUAUUGUUUUUUUAAUAAUGUGGCCUUGGCAGCUGAGGUAGCAUUAAGAAAUAAUUUAUCAAAAAGGAUUCUCAUAGUAGAUUGGGAUGUCCAUCAUGGACAAGGUACUCAGAGAAUGUUUUAUAACGAUCCAAGAGUUGUAUAUUUUUCUAUUCAUCGUUACGAAAAUGGAGAAUUUUGGCCAAAUUUAAGAGAAUCGGAUUAUCACUACGUGGGAGAAAAAUGUGGAGAAGGAUUUAAUUUUAAUGUACCCCUGAAUAAAAUUGGCAUGACCAAUGCUGAUUAUAUUGCAAUAUUUCAACAAGUUUUACUUCCAAUGGCUUAUGAAUUUCAACCUGAUCUCAUCAUAGUCUCUGCUGGUUAUGAUGCAGCUCUUGGUUGUCCAGAGGGUUUGAUGAGGGUAACUCCUGCCUGUUAUGCUCAUUUAUUGUCAUCGCUGCUCUGUCUUGCAUCUGGAAAAGUUGCAGUAAUUUUAGAGGGUGGCUAUUGUUUAAAAUCAUUGGCUGAAGGUGCAGCGCUUACUCUAAGAACUCUUUUAGGAGAUCCUUGCCCAAUGUUAGAUGACUUAGAACCACCUUGUGAAAGCAUUCAAGAUACUAUAUUAAAUGUUAUUUAUUCACAUAAACCAUAUUGGAAAUGCUUUCAAUACCAAAUUUCUUAUAAUUUAACAUUUCAAGCUAGUAAUAAUUCGCACUUACCUACCGUUUCUUUUAAUGGUCCAAUAACAACUCCAAAUAGUUAUGAAACUCGAAACUGCUAUCCAAUUCAAAAUAAAGAAGAAAUAACGUCGAUAAAUUUUGAACUUGAUUCUAUUAUACGAAGUACAAAUCUUACUAAAGCUUUAAAUAGGGUAUGUAUUGUUUAUGAUGAGAGAAUGCUAAAACAUUGUAAUAUAGAAGAUGAUUGUCACCCUGAAAAACCAAGUAGAAUAUCGAGUAUUUUUGCUAAGCACAAGGAUUACAAUUUACUUAAAAGAUGUUAUAUUACGGAGGGGAGAUUUGCAAGUGAGCAGGAAAUUUUGUUGGCGCAUAACCUAGAUUAUGUCAAUAGUAUUAAAAGUACACAUCAAGCCACUAUACAAGAUUUGGAACAUCUAUCUUCCUAUUUUAAUUCUGUUUAUUUACAUCCUGAAACUUGGACUAGUGCUAGAGUGUCAGCUGGUUCAUUGUUGCAAUUAGUCGAUAAUGUUUUAACUAGAGAGAGUCAAGCUGGUAUAGCGAUUGCGAGGCCUCCCGGGCACCACGCUACAAAUGACAAAGCAUGUGGAUUUUGCAUUUUUAAUAAUAUUGCUAUCGCUGCUAAAUAUGCCGUUAAAUUUUAUAAAUUAAAAAGAGUUUUAAUAGUCGAUUGGGAUAUCCAUCAUGGAAAUGGUACCCAGUCUAUUUUAGAAGAUGAUCCAACAAUUUUAUAUAUAUCGAUACAUCGUUAUGACAAUGGGAACUUCUUUCCUCAUUCUAAAUCAGCUAAUUAUUCAGAAGUAGGAGUAGACGAAGGGAUAGGAUUUAAUGUAAACAUUCCCUGGAAUAAGAAAGGAAUGGGCGAUCCUGAUUAUGUUGCUGCUUUUCAACAAAUAGUAAUGCCAAUAGCUUACCAAUAUAAUCCUGAGUUAAUUCUAGUCUCAGCAGGCUUCGACGCAUGCAUCGCAGAUCCUUUGGGAGGAUGCAAAGUCAGUCCCGAAAUGUACGGUCACAUGACGCACUGGUUGUCGUCGUUAGCAAACGGACGCGUAAUUCUCACCCUCGAAGGGGGUUACAAUGUGAAUUCGAUAGCUCAUGCAAUGACUAUGUGUACCAAGGCGCUUUUGGGCGAUCCACUGGUAGCAUUGGAACCUUAUCAAGCUCCGAGUCCAAGCGCCGUCACGACUAUAAUGAAUGUUCUCGAAACGCAGAAGAAUUACUGGCCGAACCUGGUGUUCCAGAAGAUGUUGCCUGCGGAGAAUGUACUUCCUAAAGCUAAGAUGCCUCGAGCAAAGCCGACCGCACGGUUGAGCUCACAGGAGAGUUUCCUAAACUCCUCGAUCAACGAAACGCCCAAAAACGAAGAAAAGCAAGAUGAGAAUCAAGAGCAGCCACAGGAGCUCACAGACCAGGAUGUACAAUUGGAUGAGGAACUAAAAAAUUUGAAGAUCGAUACGUGUGCUAAUAACGAUGAAAGCAAGCAAGACGACUUUAAUGGCAAAGCAAAUAAGGCAGUGGCGUCGAGUAGCAAGACCAACCAAUCGACGACCAAUUCAGUCGAAGACUCCAACGAAACAACAUUGUUUCACUAUCUUCAGGAUAAUUUGCAGGCGCUGAUCGACGAGAAAAUGUUUGCUGUCAUACCUCUUAACGAUUGUCCACAUUUAGAUUCGGUCUUCGAUGUUCCAGAAACCGGUAUAAAUAUCGAUGAUCCAUGUUUUGAAUGCGCAAGCACAAUUGAAAAUUGGAUUUGCCUACAAUGCUAUACUGUACAUUGCGCUCGAAGUAUUAAUAAACAUGCACUGGAGCAUCAACAGACCACCGAGCAUCCAUUGACUCUUAGUUUCAGUGAUGUGUCGGUAUGGUGUUAUAAAUGUGAAGCUUACAUAGACAAUCCACGUCUUUAUGCAGCACGUAAUAUCAUCCAUAAAUGCAAAUUCAAUGCAGAUUUACCAUGGACAUAUUCUGCUGAUACUGGAAGUCUCGAUCAAUGUUAAUUCAAUAAUAACAGUUAAAUUGAUUGUGUAAAAUUUAAAGUAUUUAUAAGUAAUAU